Molecule: messenger RNA, 770 nt
Organism: Laccaria bicolor S238N-H82
Lineage: Eukaryota; Fungi; Basidiomycota; Agaricomycetes; Agaricales; Hydnangiaceae
Exons: 3
Coding region: 1-702 (233 amino acids)
Source: RefSeq, a predicted model, not a curated record
AUGCUUGCGUGGAGGGCCGCCACAAGGCCAACAAGCUCUCUUAGCCGCAAUUUCCAAGCCCCAAGGCGACGGAUAAUACACAACGCGUCCUUCAGCGCCAGGCCAGCCGGUUUAGCUUCAAAAUUUUUCUUCAGGAAGGAUGGAACUCCGAGGUCUAAAGUAAAAGGUCUGGUCAUCGGUGCCGCAGCCUUUUCAACGCUCACGUUGAUGUACGCCAUGCUGGACUUGAUCCACGAGUACGACCAAACGAACUACCUCUUAACGUGCCUCAUCCACAUCCAACGAGCCGACGGCGAUUUUGGCGCUGUAGAUCUUCUAGAGCCGUCCGCUGCCUUGUCAUACUUCCGAGAACUCUGCUCUUCAUUCACGGACGUUCCCCCAGACGUGAUUGACAACUUUUUCCAGGAUGUGACGCGUCUCGUUCGGUCUCAAGGGGAGCCUGCUGUCAAGGCGCAUACAGUGCUGAGGGAGGUGUCGGAGAAGGUGCAUGAGAUUUUAGUGAAGAGCAAGGGUGCGGAGGCUUGGGAUACUGCGGUUGAUGUGAUUCGGACUUUGGAUGGGGCUAUUAUUGAUUUGGCGGAUUUGGUGGAGGAGGCGGUUGGAGAGGACGAUGAUGGAAAGUUUGUUAUGUAUCAGCGGAUAAAGGAGCAGAAGGCAAAGGACCCGGGAUCGAGGAGUAACGAUUAUGAUAUCAUUGGAUGAACGCUCUUUGCAACCUGUACAAAAUUAUAUCUAUCAUAGAUCCUAAUCAUUAUUCUUGCAUGUCGGAC